AUGGAUUCUCUUGUUGAAGCGUCGUGGUCUGAGUUCGCUCAAAACGUGUCCGGAGAAUGGGAUGGUUUCGGAGCAGAUUUUCCUGGCGAUGGAGGAAAGCCGCUUGAGCUACCGGAAUCAGUGGUUCCAGAGGCGUACAAAGAAUGGGAAGUGAAGGUGUUCGAUUGGCAGACGCAAUGCCCCACUCUCGCCGUCGCCGACGCACAAUCCUUCCUUUACAAGUCUAUCAAACUUUACCCAACCGUUGGAUGCGAAGCUGAUUUACCCACCCGUUACUCCGUCGACGAGAGAAGCAUCGCAACCGCAUCAGCAUUCUCUUACUCUGUCUCUGGCUCCUAUGUCGCUCUCUGGCCUCUUGGGGAAAACCAGCUCGAGGUUGAGCAUUGUCUGUUCAAUCCAAACGACAAGGAGUCUCGUGUUAGGGUUUUCCAGGUCAUCCGCUUAGCGGAUUCGUCGUCGGAGAUGUUGUUGCAGAGUGUUAGAGUUUUCCGUGAGCUCUGGUACGGUCCGUUCAGAGAUGGAGAUCAGCUCGGAAGCUGUGCCAUCCGUAGCUCUGCUUUUGCUUCUACACCUGCCACGUCAGCUUCAGUGGUUGCUGGUUCUUGGAGAGCUCUUCUUGCCACCACUAGCUUUCACGCUUCUGAGGGUUGUUGUGUUCAGCAAGUUGCUGGCGAGAAGGUGGUUGAUGUCGUAAGAGAAGAGAAACAUCUUUUGUUGCUUCCGAAAGAUUUGUGGUGCUCACUACAACAAGGAAGAGACGGAGAAAGAGAAUUUUCAGUAGGAUGGUUGUUUGAGACAGGACAUGCUGUUACAUCCACUUGUGUCUUCUCUAGUGAUUCUAAGCUUAAGGAGGUAACAAUGGGAAGAGAGACUGCUCGAUCACAUGUAUAA
Messenger RNA from Microthlaspi erraticum, 891 nucleotides. The record is from the annotation of a GenBank genome assembly. NCBI's taxonomy places the organism in Eukaryota, Viridiplantae, Streptophyta, Magnoliopsida, Brassicales, Brassicaceae.